GAGACUAGAGGGAAGAAGGCAGAUUUGGGAGAAACAAGACACAGGAGAAAUAGACUGUAUUGAUAGACAGACUGAGACUGGGGGCAGAGAGAUGUCAGGGGGCUGCCUGUGAUCUGCAUUUAUUCCACCCAUCAGCCUGGGGGGCUCAGCCCUGUUUGUUUUACAUGCCCCCCACGUUCAGUGCUCCUGGAAUCUGGCCACUGGGGCAGGCACUGAGCAUACACAAUGGGGCACCUUGUCCUCUGCUUGCUGGAGCCUAGGGGGGCCGGGCUGGGGGCUUGUCAUGUUUCCACUGUGAAUAGCAAGGGCAUCGUCCCUGCAGCUCUGCAAUAACACUCAGCCUCACUACCACCACCAGGACCCCCGGCUGCAUUGCGUUUGGGGGGGCCUCUGCAAAUCAUGGGAUACGCGGACCCCACUUCCAGCAGAGAUCUGCUGGGCAACAGAACUUUAUUCUUCAUUUUCAUAUGCGCCUUUGCCCUGGUGACCUUGCUGCAACAGAUCCUGUAUGGCAGAAACUACAUAAAGAGAGGGCUGCAGUUUAGCUGGCAGACUGGAGAGGAAUUGGGAAAUUGGAGCGGGAUCUUUAAUUUCACGGAUGACGGAGCAGUGAAGACGGGCAGUCACGCAGGCGGCAGGUAUUUUGAAUUUUAUGAAGGUCCCUUGGAUUUCAAUUCCACAAAAUGUUUGGAGUUGAGACAAGAUAUCAUAGAUGUGAAAGUUCUCUCUAUGGUAAAAGAAUCGGAACUGUUUGAUAGAUGGAAAAGUCUUCAAAUCUGCAAAUGGGAACUAAACACAACAGAAGCAAAUUCUUUCAAGUCUACUCUGUCAAGGUGUUGUAAUGCCCCAUCCUUUCUUUUCACCACCCAGAAGAACACCCCACUUGGAACUAAACUCAGAUAUGAAGUUGACACUAGUGGGAUAUUCCAGAUCAAUUUAGAAGUAUUCAAAAUAUUUCCCAAGGAUAUGCCUUAUUACCGUUCCCAGUUUAAAAAAUGUGCUGUGAUUGGAAAUGGUGGAAUCUUAAAGAAUAGCAAGUGUGGAAAAGAAAUUGAUAAUGCAGAUUUUGUCUUUAGAUGUAACCUGCCUCCAAUAUCUGAAAAAUAUGUAGAUGAUGUUGGGAAAAAGACAGACGUGGUGACAAUCAACCCAAGUAUUAUAACAGAUAGGUUUAAUAAACUAGAAAAAUGGAGAAGACCUUUCUACGAAGUAUUGCAAGGGUACGAAAAUGCGUCACUGCUCCUGCCUGCUUUUUACAACACCAGAAACACCGAUGUGUCGAUCCGGGUAAAGUAUGUCCUGGAUGACUUCGAGUCACAGCAAGCAGUGUAUUAUUUUCAUCCAGUGUAUCUCAUAAAUGUCUCUCGCUUCUGGCUCACCCAAGGCGUUCGUGCAAAACGCGUCAGUAGCGGUCUAAUUCUGGUGACUGCUGCCCUGGAACUGUGUGAAGAGGUGCAUCUCUACGGUUUUUGGGGUUUCCCAAUGAAUCCCUCAGGGACUUUUAUUACUCAUCACUAUUAUGACAAUGUCAAACCUCGCCCCGGCUUCCAUGCAAUGCCUUCAGAGAUUUUUAACUUCAUCCAUAUGCACAGUAAAGGCAUCCUCCGAGUGCACACAGGCUCUUGCAGCUGAGAAGGUGUUUUCUUGCACAGUAGAUGCUUGUGUAUCCACCAGACGGAGAUUAUGCAAUAAUGCUCUGAUGCAGACUAUUUUUGACAAGGCCUCCAUGUUCGGCUGGUGUAUCCCAGCAUCAUUUAAAAUGACUUUGUAGGUGUAGAGGAAUUUAAAAAGCCAACUGAAAACAAAUGGUCAUCAGCACUGGUUUAACAGCUACAAGCAAAUAAAGUGCACAAAAUGAAAUCUAUGGCACACGCUGUAAUUAUCGGCAUCUAACAUUUAACACUUUGGGUGUGGUAGAGGAGAACAGAUUGUUCUCUCUUCUGUCACCCAAAUUGUUAUGGCUUAUAAGCAAUUCAGACGAGGUAAGAACAAACUUUGCUGAUGAUUUGAUUUUCAAAUUCACCAUUGUGCUUUUUUUUUUUACUGAUUAUCACAUGCAAUGCUUUUUAACCCCUUUCAAUACCUGGUAAUAAAGGGGACGCAAAGCGGUGUUCUUUUUGCAGUGGUCUCGAAGCCAUGAGAAAAAGGGUUAAAGUUUUUCUCUCUGCAGGGGCAAGCUUAUAUGGGAUAGUUAGUGGCUGGUUAAAUAGCAGCCUGGUUACUGUAUAGUCGGUCAAGUAUGUGCCGUGUUAUUUCAUUGUAUUAAUGCUCCCUUCAUUUUACCUCUGUACCACUUACCUCAAAGGCUUCAGCCACCUUGUGGCAGCCAUUUUGGUAAUGCAAAGUCACGGCGGGAAAGUAGAAAUAGAGCUCCUACAGGAUACAUGCUUCUGCAGUUUGUGUGUGACUUUAAAAGUUGCUUUGUGGCAGCAACUAGUGUGUACAUUUAGCCUGUGUCAUCAGAGUGAAUACUUAGUUUACAUUCCAUACUUAUCUCUGUAUGUUGCCUACAUUGUACUCCUAUGUCUUCUGGAAGAAACACUGGAUAAAAGUGGGUCAGGGAAAUGCAUUAGUGUAACUCAUUCAUUUUUAACUUUUCUUUUGACUGACACCCACGUGGUAUUCAUGUCACUACCUUGGUGACCUUAAAUGAUGAUGUAAUAUGUACUGUUCUUAAUUAUGUAAUGCGCCUUCAUUAGACGCUUCCCAGUGUCAAAAGUGUCGACAGUCCUGCUGCACCAUUGCAUUUUUUACUGACUGCUUUCCACCUGCGCACUUAUUACUGGCUGUUCAUAUCAUUUGCGCACUUAUUACUGAGUGCGCAAUCUGAAAGCACACUUAUAUUUUUUAAAUAUUGUGUAUUCCAGCUGAACAUUUAUUGCAGUUAAAUAAGACAAAACCUUUGCAUUCAUUAUAGGCUGUGCAUUACAUCCCUACAUUCAUUGCUGGCUGUGCAUUACAUCUCUACAUUCAUUAUAGUCUGUGCAUUACACCUGUUUAUUUAUUGCUGGCUGUGCAUUACACCUCUACUUUCUUUGCUGGCUGUGCAUUACACCUGUACAUUCAUUGCUGGCUGUGCAUUAGACCUGUUCAUUUAUUGCUGGCUGUACAUUACACCUCUACAUUCAUAGCUGGCUGUACAUUACUCCUGUUCAUUUAUUGCUGGCUGUGAAUUACACCUGUACAUUUAUUGCUGGCUGUGAAUUACACCUGUACAUUCAUUGCUGGCUGUGAAUUACACCUAUACAUUCAUUAUAGGCCAUACAUCACACCUGUACAUUCAUUAUAAGCUGUACAUUACACCUGUACAUUCAUUGCUGGCUGUAUAUUACAACUGUACAUUCAUUGCUGGCUGUGAAUCACACCUUUACAUUCAUUAUAGGCCAUACAUUACACCUGUACAUUCAUUGCUGGCUGUAUAUUACACCUGUAAAUUCAUUGCUAGCUGUGAAUUACACCUGUACAUUCAUUUCUGGCUGUAUAUUACACUUGUACAUUCAUAGAUGGCUGUGAAUUACACCUGUACAUUCAUUGCUGGCUGUAUAUUACACCUGUACAUUCAUUGCUAGCUGUGAAUUACACCUGUACAUUCAUUGCUGGCUGUAUAUUACACCUGUACAUUCAUUGCUGGCUGUGGAUUACACCUAUACAUUAAUUAUAGGCCGUACACCACACCUGUACAUUCAUUAUAAGCUGUACAUUACACCUGUACAUUCAUUGCUGGCUGUAUAUUACACCUGUACAUUCAUUGCUAGCUGUGAAUUACACCCGUACAUUCAUUUCUGGCUGUAUAUUACACUUGUACAUUCAUAGAUGGCUGUGAAUUACACCUGUACAUUCAUUGCUGGCUGUAUAUUACACCUGUACAUUCAUUGCUGGCUGUGGAUUACACCUAUACAUUAAUUAUAGGCCAUACCACACCUGUACAUUCAUUAUAAGCUGUAUAUUACACCUGUACAUUCAUUGCUGGCUGUAUAUUACACCUGUACAUUCAUUGCUGGCUGUGAAUCACACCUUUACAUUCAUUAUAGGCCAUACAUCACACCUGUACAUUCAUUAUAAGCUGUACAUUACACCUGUACAUUCAUGGCUGGCUGUAUAUUACAACUGUACAUUCAUUGCUGGCUGUGAAUCACACCUUUACAUUCAUUAUAGGCCAUACAUCACACCUGUACAUUCAUUAUAAGCUG
Molecule: messenger RNA, 4190 nt
Organism: Pelobates fuscus (common spadefoot toad)
Lineage: Eukaryota; Metazoa; Chordata; Amphibia; Anura; Pelobatidae
Gene: ST8SIA5
Product: ST8 alpha-N-acetyl-neuraminide alpha-2,8-sialyltransferase 5
Exons: 8
Coding region: 400-1632 (410 amino acids)
Biological process (GO): oligosaccharide metabolic process; N-glycan processing
Molecular function (GO): alpha-N-acetylneuraminate alpha-2,8-sialyltransferase activity
Source: RefSeq, a predicted model, not a curated record